AUGCGGAAGGCUUGCACGGCGCUCAUUUUUGAGCACACCUUCUGUGCAUCUAACAUUGAAAACAAUGGAUUUGAGGAUGAAUCAGAUGCUCUCCUACAGAAUGACAGCCAGCCUCCAAUGCUGGUGGUGGACCAUCACGCUGCGUACAUGUCCAGCUCCAACCAGCCAGCCUCCAGUCAGGACCCCUCCACUCACAGCCCCACCACUGACAACAUGCCAGGGGCAGUGUUUGAAUCCCUGGGGCUGGCAUCAAGACAAGGCGCCAUCCCUGCUCCCAGCCCCAGGAUUGAGAUCACUCGGGUGUCGGGUGACUCUCUCAGCUCUCAGAACCUUGAUCCGAGCCCUGGCACCAAAGCUCUGGGGCCGUACAGGGAGUGUGUGAGUCCUGCCAGCAGUAACUCCUCCACAGGCUGGCCUGCAGACGCGUACUCUCCUGUGGCUUCACCGUGCGUCUCACCUUCAAACGGAGGCAGCUGCGGUGUGGGGUUGUCCGGCUUAGACCUCUGCCCGGGCAUCCAGGGCAUCCACACUUCUUCUGCCCACUCCUCUCCAGGAGCCUCGCCUCACAACAGCGUCACAGAUGAGACCUAUCUCCUGCCCCAGCACCAACGCCCCGCCUCAUCGCUCCCCCACCAGCGCUCCCGCUCUGCCUCACCGCACGGAAAGCGCUCCUAUGACAAGACCCAGUCCUGUCAGGGGGGCACUCCUGUCAAGCAGCGUUCCCGGAGCCCCAGUCCCAUCCCUUCACCUCAUGAGCAGCAGGGGUCCUACUACCUUCACCAAUACCAGGCUCCAGCUGAGUUCCAGCCCCAAGCUCAGACCACCUCCUCAGGCCUGGAGGAGAUGCUGAGCAGCCUCAGCUCCAGUCUUCCCAGAGCAAUGCCUCCUGCGGGGGUGCAGACUCAGAGGCAGGACUGUGUGUAUGGAGAGGGGUACGACUGGUCCAUUGAGCAGGAGAGAAUGGGCAGGGCAGGAGCUGAAGUCAAGUCUGAAACCUUCUAUAUGCUCCCAGCUGUGUGGCCUCCUCCUCAUCCAGUCCACCACGGGGCAUUCAGUGGUCUCUCAGUGGCUCCACUUCCGUCUUUAGAGUGGCCGUUGCCCAGUCAGUCCGGUCAGUAUGAGCUUCUUAUCCAGCAAGAGCCCAGAUCUCACCACAGAGCUCAUUAUGAGACCGAGGGCAGCCGAGGAGCUGUGAAGACACCUAACGGAGGACAUCCAGAAAUUCAGCUCUGUGGGUACCAAGGCACAGCUCCAUUGGGGUUGCAGGUCUUCAUAGGAACAGCUGACGAGAGGAUCCUGAAGCCCCACGCCUUCUACCAGGUCCACCGCAUCACCGGGAAGACCGUCACCACGCCCAGCAUGGAGAGGAUGAUAAACGGGACCAAAGUGUUGGAGAUCCCUCUCGAGCCAAAGAACCAUAUGAGAGUAGUGAUUGACUGUGUAGGAAUCUUGAAGUUGAGGAAUGCCGACAUCGAGCUGAGGAACGGUGAGACGGACAUUGGACGGAAGAACACGCGUGUGCGUUUGGUGUUUCGUGUCCACAUCCCUCAGCCUGGAGGCCAGAUCGUGUCUCUUCAAGCUGCCUCUCAUCCUAUUGAAUGCUCCCAGCGCUCAGCUCAGGAGUUCCCUGCAGUUGAGAGGCAGGAUCUGGACCGAUGGUCGGUACUUGGCGGCAAACAAAUGGUCCUUACUGGACAGAAUUUCACAUCCGACUCCAAAGUUAUAUUUUCAGAGAAGGCACAAGAUGGGAAGCAACUCUGGGAGGUGGAGGCCACUGUGGACAGAGACAAAACACAAGCUAACAUGCUUUUUGUCGAGGUCCCUCCGUAUCGAAAGCAGAACAUUUCCCACCCGGCCAAAGUCAACUUCUAUGUCAUCAACGGGAAGAAGAAACGCAGUCAGCCUCAGCACUUCAUCUACACUCCUAUGAUAGCCAUCAAAGCAGAACCACUGGACGACUACCAGUUGAAUUCGCACAUCUACUCAGACAAUCAGUCUCUGUCGGGCCUCUCAAUGAAGUCACUCUACCAUCCCCUGGAGCAGGAGAGCAACCUUCAAGCCUUGAAUGUUUCUCCAACAAUGUACCAUCUAACCACUGUAGACCCCAGAGCCCACGUGUUAAUCCCUGAUCCACUGGACGACCAACCAGUCUAUUACCAGUCCAGAGCCGGCACUAUGAUCAACAACCCCAUGCUGUACCACGCUGCAAACCCGUGUUACACCAACCUCCUCGGUGGAUCCCACGCUGCCUCCACCCCCAGCCAGUGCGUCAGUGCCAGAACCCCUGUGGGCAAACUGGGCGAAAGUCCUCAGGUUGGUGAUUCAUACGAGGCCUGUUUGGUGUCAAGACAUCAGGGUUUUGUGCAGACAGCGCUGCCACUGGGAAAGUCACCACCUUCAAGAUACAUCCAGGGUCAAGCUCAAGGGAAGGUCGUAGGCCGAGUGGAGCCAAUGACCCAGAUUGGCUCUGGAAGAGGAAACCAUGAGGAACGAGCUCCAGAGAGGGUCAUGGUCAAACAAGAGAACCUCCGCUAUGCUUACUUGGAGGACGUGAAUGACAUCAUCAAAAGAGACAUGAAAGGCCACAGUGGAGAGUGACCCUGGAGGAGGCCUGCGGCAGCUCUGAUGUCCAUUAGAUUAAGCAUGAUAUGUUAAAUAUCUCGGAGAGAGCUUAUACUUGUAGACUUAAAAAAAAUGGAUUGGUGGCAAAAAAUAGACAGUGAUCCACUUCAGGCUCACCUUAACUUUAAGCUUUAACUUUAACCCUAGCCAAGAUAGUAGAAUGGGUGUCAUACCUAUACUGUGUCUCUAUUGUGUCUUUAUUUUAACCUGUUUGACUUGUCUUUGUUCAUAUAUUUGUACAAUUGCUCCUUGUAAGCAUGUAUAAAAUAUUUUAUAUUAAAUAAAUUCUGUUUAUAUGAA
This is a messenger RNA of Epinephelus lanceolatus (giant grouper), 2922 nucleotides long. The record is from RefSeq and is a predicted model, not a curated record. Lineage: Eukaryota; Metazoa; Chordata; Actinopteri; Perciformes; Serranidae.